AUAAUUUACCUAAAUAUAAUGCUACGGCUAUGCCUCCUCAGCCUCAGCCAGAGCCUCAACCUCAACCUCAACCUCAACCUCAAUCUUCUACUGAAAUAGAUACAAGAACUAUUCUUAAUUCCAAUGUGUUAGAUAAUAAUGAAGAGAUUCCUCCAAUACCGACUUUAAUGGCAGAUACUCAAAUAAUUCCUAAAUUAAUUAAAAGACAAAAUACUGAUAUACCAAUAAGAUCUCAUACAUUCCAUGGUUCUGAUCUUCCUGAUACUCAAAUCAUAGACCGAUCCAAAAGUAUGAAAGAGCCAAUAAUAUUUUCAUCUGAUGAAACGCAAUUGCAAUUACCUAAAGACAUUAACAAAGACAUUAAGGAACUCAACUCGGAGACUCAAGUAGAAAUAGACACCACUACUCAAAAUGAAUCGACUAUUCUUGACGAUAAUAAUACUAAUAAUAUUAGUAAUAUCAAUAAUAUCAAUAAUACUACAGAAAUAACAACAAAACUCAUACAGGUCCCUUCAACAAUCGAGAGGAAUAUGUCCCAUAGACAAGUCCUCAAUACUCAGGAAUCAUCUGGUAUCUAUUUACAUGAUACUGAUGCUAGUAUAGAUGAAGAAGAAGUUAUAGAUAUAGAAGUACAUUCUGAUAUAGAUAAAGAAGAAGGAGAACUGAUUAAUUUCUUAGAUAAUCCCUAUGAGGAUAGUUUAUUCACCAAUAAACUUAAACGAAGAAAGUUAAUUAAAAGCUCAUCUGAUACAUCUACUGGAACUUCAAUACCACGAGUAUCUUUAGCAGCAUUAACAUCGAAAUCAGUAUCAUCUGAUUCAGGAAAUAUUAUAUCAUCUCCACUAAUAAAUCGUAUUACUGGAUCAACUAAAAAAACUAAUGAUGUGACUGAUCAACCUACGCGAAUAACCGAUCUGUUUGAAUAUCUUAGUUCAGAAAUUGAAGACAUUGACAUUGAAGAUCCUCAAUUAAAUGGAUCUACUAAUGAACCUAUCCAAUCACAUAGUGUAACCACUAAACGUAGAAAGAAUUUUGUGGUGAAUACUCAAUCACAAACUAAUGCAACUAUAGAAUUAGAUGAACAACCAAAUGAAAUCUUAAGAAUUGAAAAACUGGUAAUAUUAAGUGAUAAAGAUUUUAAAGUUAAAACUUCAUUAUGGGCAUUAUAUAAUCUUAAAAUGUAUCCUGGUUCAUUAAUUAAAACUGGCAAUGAAGUUCUGCAAAUUGAAUUUUAUGAAGGAAUUUAUGACAUUAAAAAUUCAGAUUUAUUCUUAUUAGAUAUUCGAAUUGGUGAUACUAUAAGAAUUAAUACAUCAAGAAAUCAAUUUAAAGUUACUGGUUUAACUUAUGAUGAAUCAAUUAAAAGCAUUAGUUGUAUACGAGGAUAUAAUGUAGUAUAUGUUCAAAAAGUUACUAGAAAUCCUGAUCCUGGACCAGAAAUAUCUAUAAGUAUUUCUGAAUGUUAUAUGGAAGUAUCUGAUUGGAUGUAUCAUCAACAAAAUUUUAGUUUAAUUCUUGAACAGAAAAAUGUAUUAAAAGAUCCUAUAGAUAAAUCAAUAAUUACAAAGAGUUUUGAAGAUUUUAGAACUAAAUCAUCUCCAAUUGCAAUUUCAUCUACAAGAUCUUCACCUAAGAAAAAUUCAAUAUUAUUUGAAUCAGAUAAAUUAUUCUCUCGUAUGUUAUUUUGUUUAACAAAUAUUGAAGGUGAAAGAAAGGAUGAACUUUAUCGAUUAAUUGAAAAUAAUGGAGGUACUAUACUAAAUGAUGGAUUUAAUGAAUUUAUUAGUUAUAGUGAAAAUAAUAAUAUUAAUAAUAAUGGUAAUGAUUUACAAUUAAUUUCUAAUGGAUUACAGAAAUAUUCAUUUGCUGCUAUGAUUUCUAAUGGAUUUUGUCGUAGUGCUAAAUAUUUACAAACUUUAGCAUUAGGUUGGCCUAUAAUAUCUGAAACUUAUAUUCUUGAUUGUAUUAAUGAUAAAUCUAAAGUAAUUCAAUGGCCAGUAUAUUUAUUACCUGCUGGUCAAUCAAGUUAUAUGAAUUCUAUCAAGAGUUUAGAUAUUUUUAAUUUUAGAGUUAAUUGGGAACGAGACUUAUUGCUUAACGAACAAUUAAGAAAUAAUUGUCAUUUAUUUCAAGAUGCAAAUAUAAUUGUAUUUAAUAAAAAGGCUCAUGAAACAUUAGAUUUAUCGAAAUUUAUCUUCUAUUCAUUUGGAGCUUCUUCAUUACAUUAUUGUGACAGGCAGGUCGAUGUCAUGAAUAAUAUUCGAGAAUUAUCUUAUAAAGAUAAGGCAAAUAUAUAUGUUUAUGAUGAUUCAUCAUUAAUUCAAACUAAGUUAGCCGGACUACAAAAGACGACUAAUAGUGGUAAUGGUGGUUCAAAGAGAGAUGGACCAAAGAGGAAAUUAAGUCAACGAUUAAGAAAUUCCCAAUUAGGAAGAAUUGAUGUAAAAGUUAUUAAUUGGGAAUGGCUUGUACAAUGUGUUAUAAGUAGUUAUAUAUGGGAUACAACUACAUUUAUAAUUAGUAUAUAAUAUAUAACA
Molecule: messenger RNA, 2537 nt
Organism: Scheffersomyces amazonensis
Lineage: Eukaryota; Fungi; Ascomycota; Pichiomycetes; Serinales; Debaryomycetaceae
Gene: RAD9
Product: chromatin-binding protein
Exons: 1
Coding region: 30-2528 (832 amino acids)
Biological process (GO): positive regulation of transcription by RNA polymerase II; DNA damage checkpoint signaling
Cellular component (GO): nucleus
Molecular function (GO): histone binding
Source: RefSeq, a predicted model, not a curated record